This is a messenger RNA of Poecilia reticulata (guppy), 2795 nucleotides long. The record is from RefSeq and is a predicted model, not a curated record. Lineage: Eukaryota; Metazoa; Chordata; Actinopteri; Cyprinodontiformes; Poeciliidae.
AAAAUAUAUAACCAUAUUUGUUCCCAGGGAAGGAAUAUGGACAGUGAAUCGACUCCUUUGUCUUCAUGGGUUAACCUUAUGGCAGUGGGUUUGUCCUACUUUCCAGCUGUUUAUUCUCUUUAAAACUUGAUAUUUUUAUGCUAUCUGUCCCAAAAUAAUGAUGCAGUCUUUUCACAUUUGACCAGACUAUGCUCGAUGAGAUGGAGUUUAGAAAAUGUGUAUUUCUGCUUAAAAACAGAAUCAAGCCUCAGACAAAUUAAAUGGAGUGGAAACGAAGCAUGUAUAUCAACACAGUGUUUGUCUAAGAGCCUGAAAAAGUCCCACUUUUUACUCUGUGGAGAUUACGUCCUCAACCUUUUGUCUUUCAGAAUGAAAAUCGCAGACAUGAAAACAUCUCAAGGUAUCCAUAAGUGAAGUUAAUUCAUGUUGUGCCAUAAAUGUGAGACCGUAGAGAGGCAGAAAACAUCUCUCUGUAAAAAGAAACAGGAUGCCGGUGCAGCUGGUUAUUCAAACCUCCAGGCUAUUUAUCUGAGUGAUGGAAUGAGGAAGGCAGAGAAGGAAGCUGUGAAUCACAGACUUUGGUGACUGAAAAAAAAAUGUAUGGCUAUUUAACUGACUCCAUAGAUUUGCAGCAGCUUGCAUUAAUUGCAGUUCAUCCAGAAAAGUGCUAGGCAUCAUAUUUCAGCCUUCGGUCAAAGAGAAACAUGACUCUAAGGGGCCGUCGCUCUCAGCUGUACCCCUCAUUGCUGCUGACGUGGCAACGAUCAUGCCUGCUUCUGUCUGGAGGCUUUCCAAAGCUUCUCUGUGGGCUGAACUAGCCCUGCUGCCACAGUUUCCUCUCUCAUUCCAAAGUACACGUUUUUCACUGAAGUUUAAUUGCUUCCUGCUCAACAAAUUUUGUGGUUUUCUUGCUAUUGGAAUACAAAAUUUUACAGUAAAACUCCUGGACUAGUAUUCGGGUCUUAUUAUAUCAGUUUGUCACACUCGAAGUGAAACAGGAUGUGGAUGACCAGAGCUGUUGCUCUCUGUUUGCUGGCCUGCGUGGCCUCUGCAGAAGUCAAGAAGCUGAGCAGCCAUGCUAACACGCUAGCUGACAACAGUGCCAACUUGGCCUUCAGUUUGUACCACAAGAUGGCCCAGGAUAAAAAUACAGACAACAUUGUUGUUUCUCCUGUUGUUGUGGCAUCCUCUCUGGGGCUGGUUGCUCUCGGUGGUAAGGCCGCCACUGCCUCCCAGGUGAAAACUGUCCUCAGUGCUGACAAACUCAAGGACGAGCACCUGCAUGCAGGCCUGUCGGAGCUCCUCUCUGAGGUGAGUGACCAAAAGACCCGAAACUCCACCUGGAAGAUCAACAACCGCCUCUACGGCCCCAGCUCUGUCUCCUUUGCCGAUGACUUUGUGAAGACCAGCAAGAAGCAUUACAACUACGACCACUCAAAGAUCAACUUCAGGGACAAGCGGAGCGCAGUGAACUCCAUCAAUGAGUGGGCAGCCAAGUCAACAGACGGCAAGCUGCCGGAGAUCACCAAGGAUGUGCAAAACCCAGAUGGAGCCAUGAUUGUCAACGCCAUGUUUUUCAAGCCUCACUGGGAUGAGAGAUUCCAUGAAAAGAUGGUUGACAACCGCGGUUUCCUGGUUACCCGCUCCUUCACUGUCGGAGUUUCCAUGAUGCAUCGCACAGGUCUCUACGACUUCUAUGAGGACAAAGAGAACAAUCUCUACAUCUUGAACAUGCCUCUGGGCAAAAAGCAGGCCUCCAUGAUCCUCAUCAUGCCCUACCACCUGGAGCCCCUGGAACGCCUGGAGAAACUACUGACGAAGAAGCAGGUAGACACUUGGCUGAGCAAGAUGGAGAACAAGGCCGUGGCAAUUUCCCUCCCCAAGAUCUCACUGGAAGUCAGUCACAACCUUCAGAAAUAUUUAGCUGAGUUGGGCCUCACUGAAGCGGUGGACAAGUCCAAAGCAGACCUCUCGAACAUCUCAGGGAAGAAGGACCUCUACCUCUCUAACGUCUUCCAUGCUUCUGCCCUGGAGCUGGACGUGGACGGAAACCCUUACGACACAAGCAUCUUUGGCACAGAUAAGUUGAGGAACCCUAAGCUCUUCUACGUAGACCACCCCUUCAUCUUCCUGGUGAAAGACAACAAGACCAACUCCAUCCUGUACAUCGGCAGAGUGGUUAGACCCAAAGGGGAUAAAAUGCGUGAUGAGCUAUAAUGAUUAAGUUGUGAACCAUGUUGGGUAGAUUUAAUACUUGUGAAUUUCUGUCAGGAAACUGUAUGCGUGAGUGUGUGGAUGUGUUUUUAUUGGUGUGAUUGUUACCUCAGGAGCACAUUCCAAUACACAAUCUGUGGACUGGAUAUCUAAGUACACUAGUUUUUGACAUUUUGAGCUUAGGAUGGCAAAACACACAAUAAUCAGCAUCAGUUGGCUCAAAAGGCAACAUACUUAUAUUAAGUAUGACGAUUUUUAUUUUUAAAUUUCCAAACCUGUUUGGCCACUGAUGGUAUUACCACGUUCCCUGUGUUUUUUCUUGCAUUAUCUUUAAUGUUUAAAGAAAAAAAAAAGAUCUUUGCACAAGUUUCGAUUUGCAGCUCUCAUUCAUUUCUUUAUUUUGCCACCAUCUUGCACUGAAAGGUGGCAGUAUGUGAUGCUGUAUUCAUUAUCAUUUUCCAGCAAUACCCAGUCAUUGUGUCAUUGUAGAUAUUUCCACAAGAAGCUGUUGGAAUAGUGUGACCAUGUGUUAAUGUGUUGUUGUUUUCUCUUUUUUUCCAAUAAAACAAAAGCAAAAAAGA